Olea europaea var. sylvestris is the source of this 1011-nucleotide messenger RNA. RefSeq names its product cell division control protein 2 homolog A-like. The coding region runs from base 164 to 985 and encodes 273 amino acids. The record is from RefSeq and is a predicted model, not a curated record. Gene Ontology annotation, cellular component: nucleus; cytoplasm; cyclin-dependent protein kinase holoenzyme complex. Gene Ontology annotation, molecular function: cyclin-dependent protein serine/threonine kinase activity; ATP binding; cyclin binding. The transcript has 8 exons. Gene Ontology annotation, biological process: regulation of meiotic cell cycle; regulation of gene expression; G1/S transition of mitotic cell cycle. NCBI's taxonomy places the organism in Eukaryota, Viridiplantae, Streptophyta, Magnoliopsida, Lamiales, Oleaceae.
AUCAACCCUGGUCAAAGCCUUUACCCAAUCAGUGAGUUAGCCAGCCCACAACUCAUAGCCCUUUCUCAACUGCUUUAAUCAAAACACAUAGCCCUUUCUCUCUCUAAUAGUCUCUCACUCAACAUUUCAUCGAUCUCCGCUGAACGCAUUUACUGUCAACGAGAUGGAGCAGUAUGAAAAAGUUGAGAAGAUUGGCGAGGGAACUUAUGGAGUUGUGUACAAGGCCCGUGAUCGCGUGACAAAUGAAACUAUUGCUCUGAAGAAAAUCCGUCUGGAGCAUGAAGAUGAGGGAGUGCCGAGCACAGCGAUCAGAGAGAUAUCUCUCUUGAAAGAGAUGCAGCAUGGCAACAUUGUAAGGCUGCAAGAUGUGGUGCACAGUGAGAAGCGCUUGUAUUUGGUAUUUGAAUAUCUGGACUUGGACUUGAAGAAGCACAUGGAUUCUUGCCCAGAAUUCUCGAAGGAUCCUCGUCUAGUUAAAAUGUUUCUAUAUCAAAUACUACGUGGUAUUGCUUAUUGCCAUUCUCACAGAGUCCUUCAUAGAGACUUGAAACCGCAAAACUUGCUGAUAGACCGCCGAACCAAUGCAUUAAAGCUUGCAGACUUUGGAUUGGCUAGAGCAUUUGGUAUUCCUGUCAGGACAUUUACACAUGAGGUUGUCACUCUAUGGUACAGGGCACCAGAGAUUCUUCUUGGAUCCCGCCACUAUUCUACUCCCGUUGAUGUGUGGUCAGUUGGUUGUAUAUUUGCCGAGAUGGUGAACCAGCGACCAUUGUUUCCUGGUGACUCUGAGAUUGAUGAACUCUUUAAGAUUUUCGGUAUCAUGGGAACUCCGAAUGAAGAUACAUGGCCUGGAGUGACAUCUUUGCCGGAUUUUAAAUCUGCAUUUCCAAAAUGGCCUCCUAAGGACUUGGCAACUGUGGUUCCAAAUCUUGAUGCAGCUGGUCUUGAUCUCCUUGGAGUAAGUUCUUUUUGCAUAAUAGGGUAAAUUAUUGUAGAAGAGAUUAUUUUCUC